AUGAAGUGGAUUGUCCUCUCCCUUGCCGCAGUCGCGUCUGCGCUGCAGAUUCUACCCCCGGUGCACUUUGACGACACUGGCUCAGCUCAUAACAAAGGCUUUUCGUUAACAACCACCGACCGGACAAUCUACUUGAAUGCCGAUUUCGCCAGAUGGAAGGAUCAGAAUGGGUUGACGCUGCUUCCACCGUCGGCAUCCGACUUUGCCAACACAUUUCGCGACGACUUACAGGAGUUGACGAAUAGUUCAUGGGAGCUUCGCACGGUCAAGCAAUUUCCCAAAGACGCGUCGGGAAUAUUCCUCGAUCGCGCAGACCACCCGGACCGGUUUACCUAUGAAAAUGGACGCGAAACCGAGGAGGGAUAUGAGUUGGAGAUCAAAGAUGGCAGUGUGUUCAUUCGAGGCUCCGGGGCGCGAGGUAUGUGGUGGGGGACGCGAACACUCCUCCAGCAGCUCGUUUUGACACGCUCACCCUUACCUACCGGUCGCGUGGAAGAUGCGCCCGCCUAUGCGACUCGUGGAUUCCUGCUAGACGCUGGUCGCAAAUGGUAUUCGCUGGACUUUUUGAAAGAUUUGUGCACCUAUGCCUCGUUUUUCAAAAUGUCUGAGUUUCAGUACCAUGCGACUGACAACUACCCACUGAGUCGCGGUCAAAAUGAUACCUGGAAUGAGGUCUACUCGCAGUUCUCCUUGCACCCUGAAAGCGAGGCUCUUCACCCUCUUGUCCAGCGUGCCAACGAAACGCUGUCCCGGGCUGAGUUUGAUGACUUCCAGCACCACUGUGCUCAGCGAGGUGUUACAGUGAUUCCCGAGAUCGAGAGCCCCGGGCAUUGUCUUACGGUUACGAAAUGGAGACCUGAGCUCGCAUUGGAAUCGAGAGACCUGCUCAAUCUCUCCCAUCCGGACACUGUUCCUUUGAUGAAAUCCAUUUGGACCGAGUUCCUUCCUUGGUUCCAUACAAAGGAGGUGCACAUCGGCGCCGAUGAGUACGAUCCUAACUUUGCGGAUGACUAUGUUGAAUUCGUGAACGAGAUGUCUCGCUUUAUACAAGAAACAUCAAGCAAAAGUGUCCGUAUUUGGGGCACAUACGAGCCAUCAAACAUUACCAUCGAUAAGAAUGUGACGAUUCAACACUGGCAGUAUGGACAAUCAGACCCAGUUGAUCUAGCCCGCAACGGCUACCAGGUCAUCAACUCAGAGGAUUGGUGGGCCUACAUGUCACUGAAAAGCAACCAUGUACCUAUCUCCCCAGCCCCCUAUCCGCAGUUCUUUAACAAUGCCCGUGUUGUGAACUUCGCCGAUCAGGAUGGGUGGCAGUGGACUCCGGAGCUCUUCAAUCCGGUUAACACCACUGAACAACCGGAUGCCAACGCUGUGCCAGGUGCUCUCUUGGCUGCAUGGAAUGACAGCGGCCCGGACGCCACUACUCAACUUGAAGCCUACUAUGCAAUCCGUGAUAGUAUUCCAGUCGUGGCUUCACGGGCGUGGUGCGGUGCGCGUGGACCUCGCCUGCAUGAACAAACCCUAGCCGAAUCUAUUGUAGAACUAUCCUCUCAGGCUGUGGGGCAAAAUCUUGACCGACGACUUCCAGGAGAAGAGAGUCAUGGAUUAGGACCUUGGCUUUCAUGGACAAGGCCAACUACAAAUUCCAACCAGGAUGAAUAUAACCUUGGCUAUGGUAGUAAGGGUAUGGAUUAUACCCUCCGACUAGACGUUACUGGUCCCUUUUCUCUGCAGUCUUCGGAUGCGACACUUACCUUGUCAUCGGACGGUGAAUUGACUUUUUUUUCUGAUGGAUGGCCCUAUCCUCUUCGCUCUGUUGCUGAAGCUGAUGGCUUCGACCAAGACCAGCCUGGACGAAUUUGGGCUAACAAGACCUCCUCAAGCCACGAGGUUGUGACAAUCCCCCACAAAUCACAGAUCACUAUCUCCACAAACGAGAUAUAUGGAAGUCGUGUGUGGGUGGAUGAAGCCUUUGUCGGCCGCUUUGAAGUCUUUAUCUAUGGCGGAAAGAAUAAAGUUUUCUCGUGGGCUCAGAUGGCUUUUAUUGCACCGUUGGAUGUUUUGGAAGGCUCGGGGUUGCAAAGUUUGGCUGUUUUUCAGGGUAGCAGGGAUGAUUUAUAUUGA
Molecule: messenger RNA, 2127 nt
Organism: Penicillium expansum
Lineage: Eukaryota; Fungi; Ascomycota; Eurotiomycetes; Eurotiales; Aspergillaceae
Product: beta-N-acetylhexosaminidase
Exons: 1
Coding region: 1-2127 (708 amino acids)
Biological process (GO): carbohydrate metabolic process
Molecular function (GO): beta-N-acetylhexosaminidase activity
Source: RefSeq, a predicted model, not a curated record